Oncorhynchus tshawytscha (Chinook salmon) is the source of this 2673-nucleotide messenger RNA. Its product is annotated as phosphatidylinositol polyphosphate 5-phosphatase type IV. The record is from RefSeq and is a predicted model, not a curated record. NCBI's taxonomy places the organism in Eukaryota, Metazoa, Chordata, Actinopteri, Salmoniformes, Salmonidae. The transcript is spliced from 11 exons. Gene Ontology annotation, molecular function: inositol-polyphosphate 5-phosphatase activity. Gene Ontology annotation, biological process: phosphatidylinositol dephosphorylation. The coding region runs from base 495 to 2471 and encodes 658 amino acids.
UGUUACAAUUCUAACAAGUUUGGACACGUGGCAAGUGUUUGUCGAAGUAAUAAAUACUGUAUGUAGUAGUUGAAGAGUCCGAUGAAGCAUGUUGUUAUUGUGAUGGGAAUCACGUUCCCGGUGUGCCCUGUAAGGAUGAAUGAGAUUGCAGUAACUAGGAUCAGGGCUAUCCAGCAUGUCGCCUAUGUGGAGGCGGUGAAAAUAGCUGAAGGAGUGAGUAGAGAUGAGAUGGUAGUGGAUGGCCCACAGUCUGCAGUGAAUGCCAUGCAGGAGACGGAUCCCGACACACUAACAGUGAAGAAGGUGGACUUAGUUGCGUUUUAUAGCGCAAGUGAUAAAUUGCACUAGUCAAAUGAAUACACAAAUCUAAGUUAGACAUCAUUGUGAAGGCGGAAAAUAUAUUUCUGGAUCUCCAGGACUAUACAGCCGAAAUGUUACAGAUGACCUUCCAUGCCAUGGUACUGACAGACGUCUGACAGAAGGUGCAGCCUGGCAUGAGGAUGACUGAGAAUGGGGAGGACAGCAGCCCCUCUCAGCCUGAUGGAGUGUUACCUCGUGGAGCUUCUGGUGGGAAGGAUCCAGGAGUUAGCAGUGACAAGAGGCCAGUGAACCCCUCUACAGAGGACAACAAACCCACCAAGCUCAUCGACACCCUGCAAUUCCCUCAGGAUGUACAAGACCAAAGCAGCAAGACCAGUCUCUACCAGCCGCGACCGCCCCUGCUGCCCAAGCCCCCUGCACUGUCGAAGGGAGGGAAGAGUGGUUCGAUGGAGGAGGUGAGAAGCAGAAGACUUAAGCACAGCCAGGAGAGUCUGACUGACCCAGCUGAGACUGGUUCCUCCACAGACUCUCUUAAGGAGGACUCGACAGUUACAGGUGUGUUCACCUUGAGCGGUGCUGCCACCUUAAGGAACGGACAGGGCUCCAUCGUUGGACCCCUCUUAACUCCUACAGGGUCCCCUGUCUUCAGAGCCAGGGGCCAGAGCCUCUCCGAGUAUGAGAGGAGGCCCCACGACCACCACGGUGACCCAGCGGAGCAGCGGGGGAGGCCCUUCAAGGUACGCCUCUCUCCCUUACAGCCAUCGGGUCCACUUCCUGCUCUGGAGCAGACCUUGGCGUCGGAGUCCUUAAGGACGGCUAAUCGGAUUGACAGGGAUUGCGUGGAUUAUGGCAUUGUGCCGGGGAGAGCUGGGCCUGAGAGGCUGCACCUGCACAGGAACCUGAGCGACAGCCGGCUUCUGGAUAACAUGGUGUUGGACAACACCUCUGUCAACUCCAUGAAGUCCACCUUCAGUGUGUUGAACCCCAUCAGACCCAGGGACGUCAGGAACAGGAGUUUUCUGGAGGGCAGCGUGCUGGGCAGUGGUGCCCUUCUGGGUGCUGAGGAGCUGGACCGCUAUUUCCCAGAGAGGAGAGUUGGCAUCUACAUAGCCACAUGGAACAUGCAUGGAGAGAAGGGACUUCCAAACAACCUAGAUGAUCUGUUGCUCCCGACAGACUCUGAAUUUGCACAAGACUUUUACAUCAUCGGAGUCCAGGAGGGAUGUCCAGACCGGUAUAGGACGACUGUGAGGGAAUGGGAGAUCCGUCUUCAGGAGACUCUGGGGCCGUACUACGUCAUGCUCUACGCAGCCUCCCACGGGGUUCUCUACCUCACUGUGUUCGUCAGGAGGGACCUCAUUUGGUUCUGCUCAGAAGUGGAGCAUGCCACGGUCACAACACGCAUCAUGUCUCAGAUUAAAACCAAAGGAGCCGUGGGGAUCGGCUUCACCUUCUUUGGCACUUCCUUCCUCUUCAUCACCUCCCAUUUUACCUCUGGAGAUUCCAGAGUGUACGAGAGGAUUCUGGACUACAACAAGAUCGUUGAAGCACUUGCUCUGCCUAAAGUUCUUCCAGACACCAACCCUUACCGCUCCACAUCCUCGGAUGUGACAACACGGUUUGAUGAGGUUUUUUGGUUUGGGGACUUUAACUUCCGCCUGAGUAAAGACCGUGUGGAGGUAGAGGCCCUUCUAAACCAGAACCAGGGUGUGGACAUGGGUCCUCUUCUCCACCAUGACCAACUCUCCAAGGAAAUGAAGGAUGGUUCCAUCUUUAAAGGCUUCCAGGAAGCACUGAUUCAGUUCCUCCCCACCUACAAAUUUGACGUUGGCUGUGACGUGUAUGACACCACCUCUAAGCAGAGAACUCCCUCAUACACAGACAGAAUACUGUUCAGGAACAGGCAGGUGGGUGACAUCAAAGUGAUAAAGUACACCAGCUGUUCAAUGAUCAAGACGUCAGACCACCGGCCUGUCAUCGGCAUGUUCCAGGUCAAACUCCGUCCUGGAAGAGACAAUAUUCCUCUGGGAGCGGGCCAGUUUGACAGGAGUCUGUACCUGGAGGGCAUCAGGAGGAGGAUCACCAGAGAGCUGAAGAAGAGAGAAGCCACGAAGGACCAGGGCAGCAGCACCAUCUGCUCCAUCUCCUGAACCUGGACCAGAAUCAAUCUGACCCAGCCAUGAGGGACCAAAGGGAACCAGUCUUGUGUUUCCACUUCCAGCCCAGUCUGUGGGAGAAUCUGUUGGUUUUGUCCGAGGCCUUGCAUCCUCGCCUGCUUUUGAAAAAAGGUCAAAGGUAAUCGAGGAGAGGAAACGUAGAAACAAAUGUGCUUGUAUGAAAUGACUUUCGUUC